Messenger RNA from Anoplopoma fimbria (sablefish), 558 nucleotides. It is a transcript of the gene rps12, whose product is annotated as ribosomal protein S12. Bases 101 to 532 code for a protein of 143 amino acids. Gene Ontology annotation, cellular component: cytosolic small ribosomal subunit; ribosome. Lineage: Eukaryota; Metazoa; Chordata; Actinopteri; Perciformes; Anoplopomatidae. The record is from RefSeq and is a predicted model, not a curated record. Gene Ontology annotation, molecular function: structural constituent of ribosome. Gene Ontology annotation, biological process: translation. The transcript is spliced from 7 exons.
UUACGCUUAAAGCAAUGUCGCAAGGAUAUGACGUCCUCUUUUAACCGCUACCCAAGAGGAGGACAGGAACUUUAAGUCCACCAUCCAUCAAUAAUCAACAAUGGCCGAGGAAGGAUUGACCCCCCUCCCCCUCCCCCAUAUUGAAGGCGUCCCAACUGGAGGUGUGAUGGAUGUCAACACGGCUCUCCCUGAAGUGCUCAAGACCGCACUAAUCCACGAUGGCCUGGCCCGUGGUAUCCGUGAGGCUGCCAAGGCCCUGGACAAGCGUCAAGCCCAUCUCUGCGCCCUUGCAGGCAACUGUGAUGAGCCCACAUACGUCAAGCUGGUGGAAGCCCUCUGUGCUGAGCAUCAGAUCAACCUGAUAAAGGUUGAUGACAACAAGAAGCUCGGCGAGUGGGUCGGCCUGUGCAAGAUCGACCGUGAGGGCAAACCCCGCAAGAUUGUGGGCUGCAGCUGUGUCGUGGUCAAGGACUAUGGCAAGGAGUCUCAAGCCAAGGAUGUGAUUGAGGAAUACUUUAAAGGAAAGAAGUAAAAUGUCAAUAAAAAGUGGAAAUAGAA